CAGAGCAGGGAAACCAAACAAAACGUCGUAGUUUAUUGCAGGACUGCUUUAAGGACAAGAGGUGACAAAUGCCGCAAGGCCACCAAUCCCUCCACUGGUGAUCGACGCUAGUGCCAAGUACCCGACGGGGCUCUUCCAGGGCACGUGGUCCGACCUGGGCGCCUUCGACGAGUGCAUCGAGACCGUGGCCCGCGAUCAGAACGGCGGCGAAAUGGCGCGCGGCCAGUACUGCAACGUCUACGUCAAGAUGGCCAACGACACCUCAUUCUUCGACGAGAUGCUGCCUAACUUCAUCAUGGCCCACGAGCGGACUCCAGUGCUGCUGCGUGCGCAGGAGGAUAAGCGAGUGCUGGGAAUGCGCCUGGGUCUCUGCACCAUCGCCGACUGCACCAGGGACGAUGUUCAAGCCCUCGCCGAGACACUCACUCAAGGAGUAGCCAAGGUUACUGUGAGCGACUGCACAACCAACGAGCCGAAAGAAGUCACCCAGGUCCAGCUGGCAUUUAUCUGCUUUCUGGGACUUGUGAUACUCUUCACGAUUGUGAGCACCAUCAUCGACGUCUGUUGCUCCCGGAGAGGAGAGAAGCCGGCGCCACGAACCACGCUGCGCAUCUUGCUGACGGCGUUCUCGGUGCCCAGAAACACGCGUGUCCUGCUCACGGUGAAUCGGAACCGAAAGUCGGACUCGUACAAGUACCGUUUCCUGCACGGCCUACGUUUCUUCAGCAUCCUGUGGAUCGUGCUGGGACACUCCUCCAUGGCUCUCGACCCAGUGAUUUCGAGGUACGCCAACGUGCUACGUAUCACCUCGAGCUGGAUUUUCUGCAUCAUCUCGACGUCGUUUCUGAGCGUUGACACGUUCUUCUUUCUGAGGAGAAAGGGAAAAGGCAACUGGAAUAGCUUCCAAGUGUGGAGGAGCCUCUGCGGCUAA
Molecule: messenger RNA, 931 nt
Organism: Dermacentor silvarum
Lineage: Eukaryota; Metazoa; Arthropoda; Arachnida; Ixodida; Ixodidae
Exons: 8
Coding region: 212-931 (239 amino acids)
Source: RefSeq, a predicted model, not a curated record